Molecule: messenger RNA, 463 nt
Organism: Coprinopsis cinerea okayama7#130
Lineage: Eukaryota; Fungi; Basidiomycota; Agaricomycetes; Agaricales; Psathyrellaceae
Exons: 3
Coding region: 16-318 (100 amino acids)
Cellular component (GO): mitochondrion; respiratory chain complex IV
Source: RefSeq, a predicted model, not a curated record
CCACGACCAACGGCCAUGGGAUGGUUCUCGAGCUCUAAAAGUACUGAACAGGAAGCGACGACGACGCGCCAGAACAGGCAACAAUGUUGGGACGCCCGAGACGCGUACUUUGCUUGUUUGGAUCGCCAGGGCGUCGUGAAAGCCGGUGAAGAGGGCAACGCGUGCGCCUCGGAGAAUAAAGCCUACCACGAGAAUUGCGCGAAGAGCUGGAUUGAGUACUUUAACCAAAGGCGAAUCAUUGCGGACGCGCAGAAGGAUAGACUGGCUCGUGCUGCGGCUCAGCACGAAGAAUGGAAAGCAAAGCAGGGUAAAAGCUAAACUACUGGCUUAGGAAUGAGGUGACCAUCACCUCAGCUCGAGACCGUGUGGGUCUCAUUCAGAGCGAAAGCUUCGCCGUUCACCGCCGACCAGUUAGUCGAUAGCUUUCUCGUCCACAAGUGCUGAUAUAAAGAUUAUCCCACCC